CUGACAGUUUACUGCCGUAAUAAGGAUAAUAUCAGAUUUCAAUAGAGGAAAAUAACUGUUUUCAUAUAUUUUUCAGUAUUAAAUAUUCAACGGAGGGAAAUAUGUUUUUUCUUUCAUAUUUUACGGAUCUAAACUGAACGGAAUUGUUCCAUUCAACAGUACGACUUGGCGCAAGAAGCAGAUAAAAUGAUGUAAACUGAAUAUGGGAAUGUUCACGAGAAAAGUAGGACUUUGAACAAAGACAUAGGUUUAAAAGCGGAUAAAAUGGAUGACGAACUUUUGAAAACAGUACAGGAAAUACAAAGUUCCAGCAGGUUGAAUGAUCUCUUCCAUACCUCCGAAGGCCAGUGUUCCUGUUUCCGGAAACAAGAACGUUAUCAGCAAGAUAUACAGGAAUUGCAGGCAAAGAUAAGUGAAAUAGAAAGUGUUGUGAAAGAGAAAGAUAAAGUUCAAAAAGAACUUAAUGCACACUUAAAAGAAAGAAUUGAUUCGCUUGAAAUAUCUUUGAUGGCGGUGCAAACAGACGACUCUAAAUUACAUUCUGCAAGUUUACGUAAAACACAAGCAGCUUUAAAACAGGGACACUCUGUAACAGAACUAGUCAAACAGAUUUCUGCUUCAAGUUUUGAAGAAAAACCUGAAAGCAGGGAGAACACAAAUCAAGUAUAUCAUACGAAAAACAUUGAGUAUUCAGUACCGGUCACACAAGUAAGAGAUUCUAGUGAAGCAUGUGGUUCGCAAGGUUUAGUACCAGACAGCAAAGCGCCAUCUAAAGAUAAAAGCAAACAAGAUACAGACAGUAUACAAAAAGAUACUGUUGGAAAAUUGACUGAGAAAGAUAAAAGUAACACAACUGUGACAGACAACGAAAACAGAGCUUCACUAAAGGAAAGAUAUGCCGUACGUCAAAACAAUGAGAAAGCAGACAUUGACAAGGUAGCCCCAUCAUCCCAAAAAAGUGCACGACUAGACCCAAGCCCUACAAAAAAGCCUGUAAUCAAGCAAUCAAUAAGAAAAACACAUGGCAAUGAACAGUUCUGGAGAUACCUUGCCAAACAAGAAAUGGAAGAAGGAAAGAGAUCGUUGAAAGAUCUAGAAGGCGUGCACACAGUUUUAUGUCUGGAUAUCUCAGCGAGUAUGGCAGACGAAAAUGCUUGGACAGAAGCCAAAACAUUUGUACUUGAUUAUUUGAAUGGACUUGAAGAUAUUUCUUCGAGACAUGGCCUGACAAAUGAACACGUGGCCCUUGUAACGUUCGGACAUGAGACAAAAGUACAAAAGCGAUUAACAAACAAAUACAGUGAAAUUCGACAACUGGUUGAAAUGCAGCAACUUGGAGGGCCAAGUCCUCUGUAUGGAGGUCUGGUGUUUGGAUUAGCCGCCGCCGGUGCAUCAAACCACACAUUCGAAGUUGUCAAUCAUAUUCAAGUAUUUACUAAAGUUAUUAUUGUGACUGACGGUCGUCUUACUGAAGUUGGCCAAUAUGAAGGACCAGAUACACCUGUUGAAAAUCUAGAUGAGACGAAGGCAAAGAUUAUACAAGGCACAGAAGAAUACAAAAGCUGGCAUAUCGAUACAUACUUCGUUCCUGUUGGAAGAAAACACAAAGAGACAAAUGAAUUUCUAGACCUAAUGUUAGCUGUAACAGAUGGAAAGAAGUUGGAUUUUAAGUCGGGAAGGCAGCUUUCAAGACGACAUUUUUUAACGACGAAGAUAGCUAAUCCUCUAGGAUUAUUUGGAGACACCUCCCUUCCCUUCAUUACAACUAAUCAGCCUGACUUCUCUGCAGAGGAUAAGCGAAUGAUUGAUGAAAUAAAAGCUGAUGCGAGAAAACAUAUAAUUGCACACAUGAAUAGAGUCAAUGGAAACACCUAUCGAGAGAUAGAGGGAUCCAACUUACCACCUAUCGGCAGCCGUGUCCGCAGGGGACCGGACUGGCGUUGGAAUAUGCAAGAUAGUAACGGACCGGGAACAGUCAUAGGACAUGCUCGUGACCAGAUACAUGUAGAAUGGGACACAGACGGUCACCAGAAUGUUUACCAGUACGGACGUCGGGGUUAUGAUGUCCUUAUUGUUGAAGAACCUCGACAACUUAAACCUGGACAGAAGAUCGCUGUUGGUUGCGUUGUGAAACCAGGAAAAGAUUGGGCGCAGUCGUCAGCGAAAGGACAGUACAUGCAAAAAGGUGUCGUGAUCAAGCUAGACCAACCUAAAGCAACUGUUCGCUGGGAAAAUGGAGAAAAAGGUGAUUACUCAUACGGCGUGGCGGGAAAAUAUGAGAUAGAAGUCUGUGCGGGGCUCGUGGCAUCCGGUUCGGAAGGCCAUGCUCUUGGAUCUGGAGUAACAACAACACCGCCAAAGAAAAAAACAAAGAAUAAAAACAAAAAUGUUCACUGAUAAUAACAUAGUACUUCCAAAUAAACGUUGAGACAUCAGCUGGAUAGAUGUGUGUCGUCACUUGAUAAGGCUAGAAGCCCUUCUUCCGCGAUUAUUCAUCAAAAACGAUUAAUUGACAAAUUCUUUGGUCAGUAUAGAUCGUAUCUGAUAAAGAAAACAAAUGCAAAAGUUUGGCGAUAAUAAACUGGAUCCUACUGUUUUAAAGAGACCUCCUUCUUAUAUUCGGUAUUAGCAGUUAAAUGUUCGGCCGUGUUUUCGUUGAUAACAGUUUUAAGUAAAAUGUGUUUAUUAUUAAUGACAACAAAGGCUGCUAUUCAGUAUGUGUAUAUGUAGGUGAUUGUCAACUGAAGAAGCUUAUUAAAGCGAAACAUGUUUUGACAAAACUGUGUUGGUUUAUGAAUUUUCAACAUUAUAUGUAGGUGAAGUAACUUUUAGCGUCUGUUGAAAUUGUCCAAUGACUAUAUAAAUGAAUCUCUUGCAAUAAAACGUAAUAUAGAAGGCCGUCAAACCUACCCUUCUCCUUUGUACAUUUGUCCGCAUCCAUAUAGAUAAUUGAUGCAGUAAAUUAAAUCUCGGACGCAUACAUUUGUUCUUUAUAUAUCGUAUUUCGGACAAUAUCCAAUUAUUAUUGUUUUUGUUACGAAGUCACUCAUUAGUCACUUCAUUUACGGACAUUGCCGAACACUUGUUAAGCUGUCAGGACAAAUAAUAUUACAUUGUGCUUCUUUCACGGUAAUCAAGCAGGAAAAGUGCUUGAAAUCAUGUAUCCCAGGGAGAGUAGGAGAAUUUUAGUCAUUAAUUAGUUCAAUUAAUCAGUUUUUAUGUUUGUAAAUACUUGGCCAU
Mercenaria mercenaria is the source of this 3240-nucleotide messenger RNA. RefSeq lists its product as uncharacterized. Bases 265 to 2397 code for a protein of 710 amino acids. The transcript is spliced from 19 exons. The record is from RefSeq and is a predicted model, not a curated record. Lineage: Eukaryota; Metazoa; Mollusca; Bivalvia; Venerida; Veneridae. Gene Ontology annotation, biological process: protein ubiquitination. Gene Ontology annotation, molecular function: metal ion binding; ubiquitin-protein transferase activity.